CAAGUCUUGGCAUCUGUUCAAGAAGAGAUUGAGGAAGAAAAGAGGUUAAGAAACUUGGAAGUAGAAAGAAAAGACGAAGAAAUCGCUGAACUCAAAGAGGAGUUGAACAAGGCCAAUGAGUUGCUAAAGUCAAAACAUGCUGUACAUUUGAAUGUGAGCGAGGAUGAGCUUGCUGUACUUUCUCCGGCUGCUGUAGAGACUGCCAGACUUCUUCGCGGUGGUCAAUCUCUAACAAGUAUAGUCCGAGAACAUGCUCGUCUCACCGGAGAGCUUGCGGAGGCGCGAGAGCGAAACAAGCAAUUGGAGCUAAACCUCCGGGAAAUGGUAGAAGAAAUCGAGGAGCGAGCUCCACAAUUAUUCCAUCAAAAGGAGCUGUUGGAUAAGACGUUUGACCACAACAGCCGACUUCAGGAGCAGCUCAAAGAAGCUGACGAAGCUCGCCGUCGCCUAGAGAGUGCUAAAGAUGCGACUACGAGAGAACUUGCCUUCACGCGGGCUGAGCUUGAGAAGUACCAAAGGGAUUACGCCAAAGUUUCCAAGCAGGUACAACACCUGCUGUUCGUCAUGGAGAAAGAGAGGAGAGGAGAAGAUGAAGGAAUGAAUGAAAACGAAGAAGAGAAUGCGCGUCUGUUCAGCAACAUUGCUCAGCUGCAAAAAAUAAACCGUCGAUUGGAAUCGGAACUGGAAGUUGCCAAAACGUCCGCCGAGCAGGUGGUGCUUACGUCGAAGAAUGCAGAAAUUGAAUGCUUGAAGCGUGAGUUGGACAGUACUCGCAAAGCUGAAUCUAGUCUGAAAGUUGAGCUGGAGCAAAUGCAUACAACAUUUGAUCUUCUCCAAAAUCAAGCCGAUCAACUGAAGAAGUUGGCGGAAGAUAAUGUUAGCGUAGCUGAAGCAAGAACAGCGAAAAUCAAGGCAGAAGAGGCUGCCGCUAAGGCCCAAGCAAGUGAACUCAAGGUAGCGCGUUUGGAGGAAUACAUCAAAGCGCUCAAAGAAGAGAGGGAGAUCUCGGAUAGGAUCCACAGCGAUCGUGCCGCUCGAAAUGAGCAAGUGGUUGCGGAGGUUAAGAUGACGAACGCUCGUCUUGAGGCUUCGUUUGAACUGCAGAAGCAGACAACAGCCGUGUUUGAGAAGGAACUUGAGCGUUCACAAAAGGAGUUUGACCAAAUACGCGAGGAGAAUGAUCGUUUGAGAUCCAGUGAUGCGAAGAUGGCUGGUAAAGUGGAGCAGGUUGAAUUACAUUCCGCUCGUGAUGAGCUAGAGCACGCUCGUUUGACGAUUAACAGAUUAGAAUCAGAGAUAGGAGCUUACAAGAGGACUGCAUUCAGUGAGCAGCAGAUGAUGGUGUCACUGAAUGAAUUAACUAACCGUUUGUCUCGGGUAGAAGCCGAGAAGACCACAGUCAUGGAGUCCCAGCUUGAGGUUCUUCGCCUUGAACGGGAUAGUUUGAAGACUUCUAACGCUCGCCUUACUGACCAACUUUCACAUGCAAGGAAUGAAGCGAAGCAGAUGCAGACUCGGUUCGAACAAGAACUUACACUGCUACGAGAGCAACUUUCCGAGAAAGAGAAGGAGUUGACCUCUUGUGAGCGGCAACUAAUUGACCUGCGAACGCGAUUGAGCAAUAUGCAAGCGCAAUAUACUGCUCAUGAAAGCACAAUAGUGAAAUCAAGGUUAUCUGACGGUAAUGUGAGUUGUUUCAGAAUGGAGUCUCACAGUAAUGUGCUUGAAUCAAAUAUCAAACAAAUGGCAGAGCUUGGCUCUAUGGAACGUGAUCGACUGGAGACAAGAGCGAGCAGCGCUGAAGCGCGAUCCGAAGAGCUUACUGCAAAAGUAGCCCAGUUGUCAACGACUAUAAACCAGCUGGAGUCAGAAAUAAGUGAUAUGAAGAUGCAACACUUGGAGCGUUCAACCGAACUUCAAUUGAGAAUUGAUAUCCUCGAAGCUCAAAAGAGGGACGCUGAUGAGUCCAUCAAACAUCUGAACGAGUCGUUGAACUCGUCACAGAUCGAAAUGGAGAGGAAAUUGAACGAGCGGAACCAGCUGACGGAUCAAGUAGCCGAACUCAAAGCUCAGCUGUCCGAGAAAGAAGGAGAGCUUAUGUUGAAAGACGCUAAAUUGGAAUCUAAGCAAAAGGAGCUUAUGGGCGCUUGUGAAGCUUCCAGAGUUUUGGAAGGGAAUGGAGUAUUGUUGGUCAGCUUUGACGCUUUUACGAAAAAUACAUGA
Molecule: messenger RNA, 2223 nt
Organism: Cylicostephanus goldi
Lineage: Eukaryota; Metazoa; Nematoda; Chromadorea; Rhabditida; Strongylidae
Source: the annotation of a GenBank genome assembly